This is a messenger RNA of Selaginella moellendorffii, 1947 nucleotides long. RefSeq names its product myosin-2 heavy chain, non muscle-like. The coding region runs from base 1 to 1947 and encodes 648 amino acids. The record is from RefSeq and is a predicted model, not a curated record. The transcript has 7 exons. NCBI's taxonomy places the organism in Eukaryota, Viridiplantae, Streptophyta, Lycopodiopsida, Selaginellales, Selaginellaceae.
AUGGCAAUAUCCGAGGACCCAUCGAAUCGAUCCAAGGAAUCGCGCAGUUCUCAUCAGAUGUUUAAUUCCGGAGGAGGAGGAAGCAGUGCUCGGAUGCGCUAUAGCACUAGCACCAGCGCUUCCACAUCGUCGCCCACCAAUGCCGCCAAGAUGCGCGCGGCGGCGUCGCUCCAGUCACCGCCCAAGACCAAGCCCGGUAUGGUAGAUUCCUACCAUGGGGACUGGAGCCGCUCCAGCAACUCCACCUCCACCAUUGCCACCAGCAGCUCCAAGAGGAAGAGCCUCAAGCAGCACGACCACUUCGCCAGCCCGCCCCGGAGAGUCUCCCUCGCGGUGGAGCAAAAGGAGAAGAUCCUGAGCUUGACGGAGCUCAACAGCGCGCUGUCCAAGGAGGUGUCGGGGCUCCAGCAGGACAAGCGCAACCUCGCGGAGAGAGUCAACACCCUCGAGGACGAUUUGCGCACCAUCGGGGACAAGAUCUUGAGCCUGGAGCAGGAGAAGCGCGAGCUGGAGGGGCGAGUGGACGAGUCCCGCGCGGAUCUGGCCGGACGGGAGAGCAAGAUCCAGGCGCUGACGCACGAGAAGCGCAAGGUGGAGUCGGAGAAGCUGACGCUGCUCGACGCCAAGGGCUCGCUCGAGUCGCAGCUGGUGGAGAGCGACAAGAAGGUGAAGGAGAGCUCCAAGCGCGCCGAGGACGCCGAGGCGGUGGUCGCGGUGGCGGUGGAGGAGAUCGACAGCCUGGGCCACCGCCUCCAGCACCAGUCCUUCAUCUCGGAGAUCGCCAAGAAGAUCGAGCUCAACGGGCUGCAGUCGUGCAAGGGCGCGCUGCGCAAGGAGCUCAAGCGCUUCUCCGGCAUGGUGAUGAAGGCCAAGGAGGAGGUGGGCGAGGCGCGGGAGCUCAUCCAGGCGCUCAAGGCGGAGGAGGGGCGGUCUCGGGAGGAGAGGUCUAAGCUGGAGCGCGCGCUCGAGGCGGCGAUCGAGCGCUCGGGGCAGCUGGAGAAGCAGGAGAAAUCGCUGCUGGGGCACGUCCAGCUGCUGGAGGAGAGGGUGGUGGAGCUCGAGACGGAGCUGAGGGCCGUUAAGGCGGAGAGGGAGAGGGCAGUGGCAGAGGCCUCGGCGGCGGAGGAGAUGUGCUCGUCCGAGCACGGCCUGGACGCCAUCCGGCACAGCAUCGCGCUCCUGCGCGAGAACUCGCAGCGCGGGAUGGAGAAGGUGGCGCUUCUGCAGCGGCAGAUCGCCGAGGACCAGCUGCAGGGCGGGCACGCCAUCGAUCUGGACGCGGCAAGGGCGGGGCUGGAGCAGCAGAUGAAGGAGAUCAUGGCGGGAUCCAUGGAGGCCAUGGUCAAGGCGGAGGAGCAGCUCCUCCAGCUGCGGCACGAGGUGGACGGGUUGAGCGCGGCGCUGGCGGUGGCCAGGGACGCGAGCGCCGAGAGCGAGAGGGACGUGUGGGCGGCGGUGCGGCGACUGGGCCGGGAGGACUCGUGGAUACCUCACAUCCCUGCCAGCGCCACCUACAUUCUAGCGCUGGGCCUCUUCGCCUACGCCAUCUACAGCUCUUCGUCUAGCGAGAAGCUUGUGGACAAAGCUGAAGCGGACGAUUCCAAAAAGCUCAUUGGCAUUCUCCAGUCGAAGGGCAUCACUUCCAUUGGACUUGGGAGCCUGAAGCCUGAGGCCUAUACAGGAAAUGCAAGUGAUUGGGAGGCCUCUGCUCAUGAAAAGGAGGGGCGACUUCCUGGUGGACUCUGUAAUGGAUUGUUUGGGACAGAGGCUAUGACACUAGCCAUUGUGGACAUGGGCAGAGUGACGGGUAUCAGCAGAAUUGCAAUGGAGGCCAACGUCCCCAAGAAGCCCACAUAUCAUGACACUAUGAAGGUAUUUGGGAUGACGACCUCACUUACACCAAUGUUCGCCUUUGCAUCGAUGGCUACAAGAGGGCGCCAACAAUGA